Messenger RNA from Rhipicephalus sanguineus (brown dog tick), 700 nucleotides. RefSeq lists its product as uncharacterized. Lineage: Eukaryota; Metazoa; Arthropoda; Arachnida; Ixodida; Ixodidae. The transcript is spliced from 9 exons. The record is from RefSeq and is a predicted model, not a curated record. Bases 84 to 629 code for a protein of 181 amino acids.
CGCAAUAAUAGCUGCUAAAAUUUUGUCCUAUUCAAAGAAACAGAGGACAAAACUGGUAGCGCUGGGUUUCACAACACCGAAAAAUGACAAUGAGGGCUAAGAAGGUUUCUUCCCGCUUUGAGGCAGCCAUGAAGCUCAAGUCGGUUCUCUUGGCCAAUAUCCUAUUCGUCGUUUCCACAACAUUGGCAGGCCCUUGCCCGAGGCCAACGUGUGGCUCCGGAGAGCAGCCACCUAUUUGCCCUAGCCAAAGUAGCUCGUGCGGCUGCCGAUGUAGUAACAGCGGGUCCACACAACCUUCGCCACCAAGUGCCGCUCCAUGGCCUCCUACAACGGCACCAUGCGGAUCUGGGACAGGUGCAACGCAGGUCGUGCCACCCACUGUAGGUGUCAACGGAGGCUGCAGUAAGCCGCCAUGCUCUAGUGAAGAAAAAAUGACCUGUUUAGACAAGGCAAUGUUCGGUGGCGGAUGCCACUGUAAAUGCAUAAAAUGGUCGGACAAUUGUACCAUGCCUUGGGGGCCUUACGAAUGCAUGCAUGUAUGCGAGAAUUGCAUGUGCAGAUGUGUUGCCGAGGCGCCAUUUCGCAAACCAGAGAAGCCACCCUGCAAACCAAUUAUCGUCAGGCAGUAAACCGGCUCAAAGCACAGUUCUACGAAGUGUACUGGCAGUGUGCGCCAAGAUAAUAAACAAUUGAUCACUUA